AUGGCUUCUACUGAGUCGUCAUCAGUGGAGGACUUAGGGAGGGGUUUCUUCAGAGAUGGAUUUCUAUUUGUGAAAGACACACAAGCUGGGCAACGUGUCGAAGAGAUGGAAACGAACUCCAUACCCUUCGCAUCAGAGAGAGGGUUGGGAUUCUACAAAAUCAACGUUCUUGACGAUCCGCGCAAGCGACAUACACUUGAUUCUUCCUUCAAGUGGUUUGGCUUAGGGCUCUAUCGAACCUUCGGUGCCAUGCCUGGCGAUUACGCCUUUCGACAGAGCGACCCAGCUUCUGGUCUCGAGUCGCUCUUGAUACAAUUUUGGAAAAGAGGAUCGAAGGUUACGUUUUGGAAAGCCUCGCACCUAGAGCAAGUGGUGACUAUGAAGGGGGAGAAUAAUUUGUGGAGGGCUCCUCGCGUGGCACUGACUCGGCUAGGCCUUGAGCCUGUCGAGGUCACAUUUGAAAAUGGUGGAUUCUCCAUUCGUGACACGCGCCUCUUCGUCGAAGUCUCAGAAGGGAGUGCCAUUACAUUUGGAAUCGCCUCAAAGGAUGUGUUGGACAAAUGGUGGGCUCCAAUGAAGCUCCAUGAGUCACUUGAGAAAGUAGUGAACAAGAUGGAGGGGCCCAAUUGUGGCAUGAACGUGACAUACUUUGACGGCAAAUAUAGUACACGAGCGCCUGCGGUCAGUCCGCCACCUGACUAG
This is a messenger RNA of Penicillium alfredii, 702 nucleotides long. RefSeq lists its product as uncharacterized. The transcript has 3 exons. The coding region runs from base 1 to 702 and encodes 233 amino acids. Lineage: Eukaryota; Fungi; Ascomycota; Eurotiomycetes; Eurotiales; Aspergillaceae. The record is from RefSeq and is a predicted model, not a curated record.